UAUUUUGUUGAUUUUUCUUAUCGCUGUUGAAAUAUUUUUUAUUUUAUAUAAAAGUCCAAAAAUCUGGUUUAUUUACAAAGAGAUAAAAUCAGUUCAUCUAUUUGAUCAGUUAAGAUUAGUAACGUACUAUGAACUUCUUUGAAAUUUUGGGCUUCUCUGGGCUAAUAUACUGCGUAAUAUACUUUUUACUGUGGAUCUUUUUGGACUGUAAUGUGGCUCUUUGGUUGAAAAUUCGUUUUGGCGUUAAUAUUUCCACCUUACGUGGCCAAGUGGUGUGGAUAACGGGAGCAUCUAGUGGCAUAGGAAAAGGUUUGGCUUUGAAUCUGGCACGUCAUGGUGUAAGAUUGGUUUUAUCGGCCAGACGUGAGGCUCUUUUGGAAGAAGUAAAAGAAGAAUGCUUAGCAGAAGCCAAUGGCCUAUUAGCGUCUAAAGAUGUUUUGGUAUUACCCAUGGAUAUGCUCAAGUUGGAGCAUCACAACAAGUGCUUGCUGGAUGUUCUAAAUUACUUUGGCAAAUUGGACAUUUUAGUCAAUAAUGCCGGUCGAUCUCAACGUGCCAAUUGGGAAGACAUUGAUAUACAGGUGGAUAGAGAACUGUUCGAAUUGGAUGUGUUUUCUGUGCUGCAUCUCAGCCGUUUGGUGGUGCACUACUUUGUAGAACAAUGUGGUGGCAAAGGUCAUAUAGCUGCUACUUCUAGUGUGGCCGGCUUGACUACGGUGCCAUUUUCAGCUAGCUAUUGUGGCGCUAAGCAUGCUUUAAAUGCCUAUCUACAGUGUUUGGCUAUGGAGCAUCCCUCUUUGGAUGUAACUACUUUUAAUCCUGGUCCAGUGGCAACUGAUUUCUUACAAGAAGCCUUUACUGCAAAACCAAAUAGCAAAGUGGGCCAAAGUACCAAAAAUCAAAAGCGUUUAACAGCUGAAAGAUGUGGCUUUCUAUUCGCAACAGCCUUGGCUAACAGAAUGGAAUUAGUAUGGUGUGGUCUGUUUCCAGUUAAUUUUCUAGCCUAUGUAUCACGUUAUACACUCUUGAGCGCCAUACUCAAACAAUUUAUGACUCAAAAUACAUUGAAUAAAAUAAGAGAAGGUAAAAUUUAGAGUAAUUUGCCAUAAGUUCAAAGUCUUGAAACUAAAAUUCCAAUUUUGAUCUUGAAUGGUAUGUUCAAAUUUUAAGCAUUUAAAUUUGAGUAAUAAGAAAAAACUUAAGAUAAAAAGCGAAAUUGAAUUUCGAAAUUUUUUUCAUCCAAUGAUACAAAAUUUAUUGUAUUCUAUGAAGUAUUUUAAAGCAAAAUAAAAAAUAUACAAAACAAAAAA
This is a messenger RNA of Calliphora vicina (urban bluebottle blowfly), 1310 nucleotides long. RefSeq names its product dehydrogenase/reductase SDR family member 7. The transcript has a single exon. Lineage: Eukaryota; Metazoa; Arthropoda; Insecta; Diptera; Calliphoridae. The coding region runs from base 129 to 1094 and encodes 321 amino acids. Gene Ontology annotation, molecular function: oxidoreductase activity. The record is from RefSeq and is a predicted model, not a curated record.